AUGGGAUUUCUCACGCGAUUCAUCGCGAGCGGCAUCGACGACGGCGUCGAGCGGCAGCGCGCGCUCGAGAAGCACCUCGAGAAGACGAGCGCGAAGUGCGCGACGCUGAAGGAUAAUUGGGAUCAGCCGACGAAGAGCGAUCGGUAUUGGCUGAGGGAGAAGUCGCAGUUGGCGUACGCGGACGCGAAUCAGACGGGGGACGACGUGCCGGGGAGACGGCCGGUGUGGUAG
This is a messenger RNA of Ostreococcus lucimarinus CCE9901, 231 nucleotides long. RefSeq lists its product with no specific name. Bases 1 to 231 code for a protein of 76 amino acids. Lineage: Eukaryota; Viridiplantae; Chlorophyta; Mamiellophyceae; Mamiellales; Bathycoccaceae. The transcript is spliced from 2 exons. The record is from RefSeq and is a predicted model, not a curated record.